This is a messenger RNA of Corylus avellana, 3141 nucleotides long. The record is from RefSeq and is a predicted model, not a curated record. Lineage: Eukaryota; Viridiplantae; Streptophyta; Magnoliopsida; Fagales; Betulaceae.
AUGGCUCACAUUGCACUGGCAACUGCAGGCAUAGUUCUUCCUCCCCUCCUCAAAGUGUUUUUUGAGAGAAUGGCAUCUCACGAGUUCAAUGACUUCUUUCGGGAACGAAAACUCAGUGACAAACUCCUAAGGAAGUUGAAGAUAGCAUUGUUGACAGUGAAUGCAGUGCUCGAAGACGCAGAGGAUAGGCAAUUUACAGAGGCUAGUGUGAAGGACUGGCUCGAUGAGUUGAAAGGUACUCUCUAUGAUAUAGAGGACAUUUUGGAUGAGAUUGCUACCAAAGACUUUCGAAGAACAAUUACAAGUAAGGUACGACACUCCAUCUCUGCCUCUCAUUUUGUGAAUAAGAUAGAAGGGGAGAUAAAUGUUGCAUUUGAAAUAUUAGAAGAUCUUGCAAAACAAAUAGGUGUUUUAGGUCUGAGAGCAGGUGUUGGAGGGCAACCAUUAGAAAGACUGCCUACGACUUCUUUUGUUGAAGAGUCUGGUAUUUUUGGUAGACAUCAAGAUGAGGAAGCAAUAAUUAAGUCGUUGUUCUCUAAUGAAGCGAGUGGUAGUGAGAUAGGUGUGAUUGUCAUAGUUGGAAUGGGGGGAAUUGGCAAAACCACCCUUGCUCAACUUGUUUACAAUGACAAUAGGGUGAAGGAGCAUUUUGACCUUAAAGCAUGGGUUUGUGUUUCAGAUCCAUUUGACGUGUUCAUGGUAAUGAAAACAAUUAUAGAGGAAAUAGGUUUGUCAACUAAUGCUGAUAGUACAAAUCUAAAUCAUCUUCAAAUUAAUCUGAAGAAAAUGUUGACAGGAAAGAGGUUCUUAUUUGUUUUAGACGAUGUUUGGGAUAAGAAUAAUGCCAAAUGGGAGGUCUUAAGUAAUGCUUUAAAAUCUGGGAUACAAGGAAGUAGGGUUAUCGUGACAACACGUGAUCAGGAUGUUGCAAGAGUCGUGCAUGCUAGUGCAACUCAUCAUAUAAUAGAGUUACCCAAAGAAGAUUGUUGGUCACUAUUUGCGAAAUUUGCAUUCCAUGAUGGUCACCCUGAUGCAUAUCCAAAACUAGAAGCAAUAGGAAGACAAAUCGUAGAAAAGUGCAAAGGCCUACCUCUAGCAAUCAAGGCAAUUGGAUCUCUCUUGUGGUCUAAAUUAGAUGUUGAUGAAUGGGAUAACGUAUUUAGAAGUGAAUUAUGGGAUUUAUCAGUUGAGGAGACAAGCAUCCUUCCUGCUCUAAAGUUAAGUUAUAAAUAUCUUUCGUCACUUUUAAAGCGAUGCUUUGCAUACUGUUCCAUAUUCCCAAAGGAUUAUACUUUUAAAAAAGAUAAAUUAGUUUUAUUAUGGAUGGCAGAAGGUUUAUUGCCACAACCCAAAAACAAAACAAUGGAAGAAGUUGGUGAUGAUUACUUCCUUGCUCUUGUAUCAAGAUCAUUAUUCCAGCGAUCAAGUCGCAACAAAUAUAUAAUGCAUGAUCUUGUCAGCGAUUUGGCAAAAUUUAUAUCUAAACAAUUUGCUUUAAGCCUUGAAGAUGAUUAUUCUCAUGACGUUCGAAGCAGGACUCGUCAUUUCUCAUAUUAUUGUGAAAAAGUUCAUCUUAUGAAUUUUAAGACCUUUCAUGAGGCUAAGAGGUUGCGCACUAUCCUAGAAUUAAAUUUCUUCAGGAACGGUUUGUUCAUCAGGCGUGGAGUCCAAUUUUUAUUACCAAUGAGAAGAUGCCUACGGGUGCUCAUUCUAUGUUACCAUGCAGACAUAGCUAAGUUGCCAGAUUCAAUUGGUAAACUUAUACAUUUACGUUAUUUAGACCUUUCUUACACUGGGAUUGAAAGGUUGCCUGAUUCCUUAUGUAAGUUGUGCAAUUUGCAAAUAUUGAAUUUAUCACAUUGUCGGUUUCUUGCUGCCUUGCCAAGAGAUACGCAUAAACUCAUUAAUUUGCGUCAUCUUAAUUUUGCUGAAACUUGCAUCAAGGAGAUGCCGACAAAUCUGGGAAAGCUAAAAUGUCUUCAAACAUUAACUAAAUUUAUUGUUGGUAAAAUUGAUAGUGGAUCUAGCAUUGGAGAGCUACAAACACUUACAAAUCUUCGGGGAUCGCUCUCUAUUUUUGGGCUCCAAAAUGUUGAAUGUUCCGCGGAUGCUAAGGACAAAAACAUGAGGGAUAUGAAGUACCUUGUGGAGUUGGUAUUGGAGUGGAAACUUGGAACAAAUGCUUCUGAAAGUCAUAUAAUUGUACUUGAUAGUCUCCAACCCCAUUCAAACUUGAAAAGUCUCACUAUCAACCAGUACGGUGGUAAAAGUUUUCCAAAUUGGGUAGGGCAUGCUUCAUUCUCUAAUAUAGCAUCUCUUCGUCUAGAAUACUGUAAAUUUUGUUGUAGCUUGCCACCACUUGGGCAAUUACCCUCUUUGCAAGACCUCUCUAUUGUUGGGUUGGAUGGAGUUGUUACAAUAGGUCGGGAGUUUUAUGGCAGUGGAUCUUCUUCAAUUAAGCCAUUUGUAGCCUUGAAAUUUGUAAGGUUCGAGAAGAUGUUGAAGUGGGAGGAAUGGUUUUCGUUUGAUGCUGAAAAUGAAGGUGGAGCUUUUCCUAAUCUUAGGGAGCUAAAAAUUUAUAGAUGCCCCAAUUUUGCAUAUUUUCUAAAAGGAGGAUUCCGUGCCCCUAACCUUAAAGAUUUUCGUGUCAUCGAUUGUGGGAGACUGCCAUCACUACCUGACAAGAUGCACAUUCUUCUUCCAUCUCUUGAGAAAUUGUAUAUAGAAGAUUGUCCAAAAGUUGAGUCAUUUCCUGAAGGGGGAUUGCCUUCCAAUCUAAAUGAAAUUUCCAUCUCCAAUUGUGACAAACUCUUUGCGAGACGGACAGGGUGGGGUUUGCAAAAACUCCUAUGUGUUAGAAGAUUCUCAAUCGGUGACAAAUCUGAAGAUGUGGAAUUCUUUCCAGAUGAGGGGUUGUUGCCUGCCAGUCUUACAUAUCUUCACAUCGAAGGGUUUCCAAAUUUGAAAUCUUUAGACAAGAAGGGACUUCAACACCUCACUACUCUUGCAGAAUUGGAGAUCGAGUGGUGCCCUAAGCUUGAGUGCAUGCCAGAAGACGGGUUGCCUGCCUCCCUUACCACUGUAAAUAUCUCAUUUUGUCCUCUGUUGGAGAAAGAGUGGGAUAUGAAAAGAGAAAAAUGA